Molecule: messenger RNA, 6173 nt
Organism: Scleropages formosus (Asian bonytongue)
Lineage: Eukaryota; Metazoa; Chordata; Actinopteri; Osteoglossiformes; Osteoglossidae
Product: insulin receptor-like
Exons: 22
Coding region: 1279-5379 (1366 amino acids)
Biological process (GO): positive regulation of kinase activity; glucose homeostasis; multicellular organism development
Cellular component (GO): plasma membrane; axon; insulin receptor complex
Molecular function (GO): phosphatidylinositol 3-kinase binding; insulin receptor activity; insulin receptor substrate binding
Source: RefSeq, a predicted model, not a curated record
CGGCACACCAGCUGACCGGCGCUCCUUGUUUACCGGCGGAGGGAGACGCGGAGCGAGCGAACGGGCGGGGGAGCGACGCACACACACGGGGUUAGAGGAGCCAUAGACUGGGGAAGAACUUUUUCGCCUACGGCAGAUUGUCGGUCCGUCGCUUUUAUUUAUGCGGCGAUCCCUUUUCCUGGAGAUACACGUGUAUCUGAAAACAGGGAGAACCUUCUCCACAGGUUCAGCGACUGAGUGAAUAACAAUUACACCCCUCGGACUUCUCAGAUUCCAAUCAUUGUGCGGUGCGGUGGUGGCUGCGGCUGUUUGUUUUUUUUUUCUCCCCCUCUUCCCUUUCUUGUUACUCGCGCUUUGAUUUGGGGAUUUCUCUUUCUUCCAUCAUCACCGGAAGGAACACUUUGACUUGGACGAGGCUCAUCAGGCGACGAGAAAAGAAUUUUUGCGGCAUCUUUUCGUCUCGUCGUUCUCGUAUUCCGAGGAGGAGCUCCGUGGCGUUUGUUUUCCUGCUGGAUCGCUCGCGUAGAGCACGUUUCGGUGAGAAGUAGAAGAGCAGAAAGACAGACGGAGACCUGUGGAGUCCAACUGUGCGCCUUGUGGCAGAACAGAAGGGGGGAAACUCAUAAUUAAUUAUAUAUACAUGCGAGAGACAGAAAAGUGAUCGCUGACUAGUAGUGUUCGAAGCGACCUUUUCUCUGACUGAACUGAGAAAAGAGCGAUCGCCGCCGCCGCCGCGUCUCCUCCUGCUUGUGAGGGACGGACCGUCGUCGGACGGCGCCGCUUGUAGGGAGGAGUGUCGCGCUGCCGCCGCUGGAGGAGCUGCUCCGCCGGGCUCUUCGGGCUCCGACGCGACGCAACGCGACGCGAGCGCACGAAAGCAAGGGGAGGACCGCGACGCGUCCACAAUGGAGCCCUUGAGCAAGAGUCCGCAUCGCGCUCUUUAACGCUGCCUCGUUUCCUCCUCACCAACAUGAGAAGCUGAGACGUUCUGGAGAUAAUAACGACAACAGUGAUAUUAUUGAUAAUAAAUACGAAGCACGUCGCCGUCGAACUCCUCGGCCUUUCUGGCCGGGGUGGUGGGGAAGAGAGGGACUGACUCCACUCGCGGCUUUUGUUGUUUUUGUUCUUUUCUGCCCAAUUGUUUGUAUCAGAAAUUGGCCAGGCGUGUAAAACUUGUGAAAAUUUGUACCUCUACUUGAGGUAUUUUUGUAAACAUUUGAAGUUUAUAUCCUCUUUUUUUUUUUUCUUUUUUUUAAAAGAAGAAUAACCCGAUUCAAAAUGCGCCUGAAGGCUCCUUCGGCGAUUGUUUUGGUCGCUUUUACGUGCCUUGUGUGCAACUGGGGGCCGAUAACUGGAGAAAUUUGUCCAAGCAAAGACAUUCGGAACAACGUGACCAACCUGCAAACGCUGAAGAACUGCACCGUGAUCGAGGGUCACCUGAAGAUCCUUCUGAUGUUCAAGACCAAACCGGAGGACUUCCGAGGCGUGAGCUUCCCCCGGCUCACGGUCGUCACGGACUACCUCCUGCUGUUCCGCGUCUACGGCCUGGAGAGCCUGCGCAAUCUCUUCCCCAACCUCACAGUCAUCCGUGGCAACAACCUCUUCUUCAAUUACGCCUUGGUGCUCUUUGAGAUGCUGCAGCUGAAGGACAUCGGGCUCCGGAGCCUGACCAACAUCACCCGGGGAGCUGUGCGCAUCGAGAAGAACCAGGACCUCUGCUACCUGUCCACCCUGGACUGGUCCAAGAUCCUAGACUCGGUCGAGGAUAACUACAUUGUGGCCAACAAGAAUGACCGGGAGUGUGGAGACGUGUGCCCCGGAACAGCCAUGGGCACAGCUCCCUGCAUUCAGACCACCCUCAACGGUCACUUCGGCGAGCGCUGCUGGACGCAGGACGACUGUCAGAGGAUUUGCCCAGCGAGCUGCAAGCACCAAGCCUGCACCCAGGACAGCCAGUGCUGCCACGAGCAGUGCCUGGGCGGCUGCACGGAGCCCGACUCGCCCAGCAAGUGCGUCGCCUGCCGUCACUACCUGCACCAGGGCGCCUGCGUGGAGAGCUGCCCGCGGGGCUACUACACGUUCAGGGGCUGGCGCUGCGUCACCUUCAAGUUCUGCCAGGACCUCCACAACCAGUGCAAGCAGGGCAAGCGUGGAGACUGCCAUGAGUACGUCAUCCACGACGGCGCCUGCAUCCCCGAGUGCCCCUCCGGGUACACCACCAUGAACGCCAGCACGUUGAACUGCACCCCUUGCGCGGGCCUCUGCCCGAAAGUGUGCGCGGGCUUGAAGGUCGUGGACUCGGUCACCGCCGCCCAGGCCCUGCGUGGCUGUACGGUCCUCAACGGCAGCAUGAUCAUCAACAUCCGCGGCGGGAACAACAUCGCAGCUGAGCUGGAAGCCAGUCUUGGACAGCUGGAGGAGAUCACUGGCUACCUGAUGAUCCGCCGUUCCUACGCUCUCGUGUCUCUCUCCUUCUUUCGGAAACUCAAGCUCAUUCGCGGGGAGGAGCAGGAAGUCGGGAACUACUCCUUCUACGCUCUGGAUAACCAGAAUUUGCGUCAGCUCUGGGACUGGUCCAAACACAGCCUGAAGAUCUUGCGGGGCCGAAUGUUCUUCCACUACAACUCCAAGUUGUGCAUGUCGGAAAUCCGGAAGAUGGAGGAAGUGACGGGGACCAAGGACCGACAGUUAAAAACUGACAUUGCCCUUAAGACCAAUGGAGACCAAGCCUCAUGUGAAAAUAAAAUUCUGAAGUUCACCCAGAUCCGCGUGUCACAUGACAAGAUUAUCAUUAAAUGGGAACCCUUUUGGCCUAAUGAUUUCAGAGACCUGCUGGGAUUUGUGGUGCUUUACAAAGAGGCGCCCUACAAAAAUGUAACCGAAUUUGACGGGCAGGACGCGUGUGGCUCCAACAGCUGGAUUAUAGCAGACGUGGACCCCCCGCCACGAGCCUCGGAAGGCAAGGAACAGCAGGAGCCUGGCCACCUCAUUCACCCGCUGAAGCCCUGGACUCAGUACGCCAUCUUCGUCAAGACGCAGCUCUCCGCCUCUGAUGAUCACGAGGUCCGCGGGGCUAAGAGUGAAAUCAUUUACGUACGCACCAACGCCACCAAGCCAUCGGUGCCCCUGGACCCUAUCUCCUCCUCCAACUCAUCCUCCCAAAUCAGUCUGAAGUGGAAACCGCCCAGUGACCCUAAUGGCAACAUUACCCAUUACCUUGUCUUCUGCAAAAAGCAGCCUGAGGACAGUGAACUCUACAAGUUUGACUAUUGCCAGAAAGGGAUAAAGCUGCCAUCGCGGGCACCCACCCACCCAGACACCGAUGAGGAACAGAAGUGGAACCAGACGGAGGAGCUGGGCCAGGGUGGUCGCUGCUGCGCCUGCCCCAAAACGGAUGCGCAGCUCAAGAAGGAGGCUGAGGAAUCUGAGUACCGCAAGACCUUUGAGAACUACCUCCAUAAUGAAGUGUUUGAGAUCAGAACAUCUCCUGCAGCGAACCAAGCAACUAUUGAUGGGCCCUCGCGGCGACGCCGAUCUGCGGUGGGUGUGGCCAACGCGACAUUGCCCCGCUUUCUGACUGCGGCACCCACCCCGCCCGGCGCCUCCACCGCCCGACCGGAGGAGGAUGAUGGCAGCAAGGUGGUCCUCACUGUCUUCGCCAAGGAAUCUGCGGUUAUCUCCAGCCUGCAGCAUUUCACCAGCUACCAGAUUGAGAUCCACGCCUGCAAUCACCCAACAGAGCAGUCUCGCUGUAGCAUGGCUGCCUACGUCAGCGCCCGCACCAUGCCAGAAGAGAAAGCCGACGACAUCGUGAGCCCGAUCGCCUGUGACGUCUUCGAUUACUCCGUGCACAUCAAGUGGCAGGAGCCCAAGGCCCCAAAUGGCAUGAUCAUUCUCUAUGAGGUCUACUACAGGAGACUGAGCGACACAGAGGAGCUACAUCACUGCGUGUCCAGGAAAAUGUAUGCAUCCAUGAAUGGGUGCAAGCUGACAGUGGUGCACCCUGGGAAUUACACGGUGAGGAUCCGGGCCACGUCGCUCGCAGGCAACGGAUCCUGGACUGAGCCCACGUACUUUUACGUGCCGGACCGGACUGACAGGAACUUGAUGAAGAUUGUCAUUGGACCGGUGGUCUGCCUUAUCCUGCUGCUCUUGGUGGGAGCCGGCGUCUUUGUGAUGUUCAAAAAGAAACAGAUCGAAGGACCUACUGGACCUCUGUAUGCGUCAUCUAACCCGGAGUAUCUCAGUGCCAAUGAUGUGUACGUGCCGGACGAGUGGGAGGUGCCACGGGAGAAGAUCAGCGUGCUGAGGGAGUUGGGCCAGGGCUCCUUCGGCAUGGUGUACGAGGGCAUCGCCAAGGACAUCGUGAAGGGCGAGCCCGAGACCCGAGUGGCAGUGAAGACGGUCAACGAGUCGGCCAGCUUGCGCGAGAGGAUAGAGUUCCUUAACGAAGCCUCGGUCAUGAAAGCGUUCAGCUGCCACCAUGUGGUGCGUCUCCUGGGCGUGGUGUCGAAGGGUCAGCCCACGCUGGUGGUCAUGGAGCUGAUGACCCACGGGGAUUUGAAGAGCUACUUGCGCAGCCUGCGUCCAGACGCAGAGAAUAACCCAGGGCGUCCCCCGCCCACCCUGGAGGAGAUGAUUCAGAUGGCUGCAGAGAUUGCGGACGGCAUGGCGUACCUGAAUGCCAAGAAGUUUGUCCACAGAGAUCUGGCGGCAAGAAACUGCAUGGUUGCGGAGGAUUUCACAGUGAAAAUUGGAGACUUCGGCAUGACGAGAGACAUCUACGAGACGGAUUACUACAGGAAGGGCGGGAAGGGACUGCUUCCUGUCAGAUGGAUGGCUCCAGAGUCCUUGAAGGAUGGUGUCUUUACUGCUCACUCGGACUGUUGGUCCUUUGGGGUGGUCCUCUGGGAGAUCAGCACACUGGCAGAACAGCCCUACCAAGGGCUCUCAAACGAACAGGUCCUCAAAUUUGUCAUGGACGGUGGACAUCUAGACCAGCCGGAGAACUGCGCGAAGGAAAUACACGAGUUGAUGCAGAUGUGCUGGCGGUACAAUCCCAAGACGCGGCCCACCUUCCUGGAGAUCAUCGAGAGGAUAAAACACCACCUGCACCCCAGCUUUCAGGAAGUGUCCUUCUUCCACAGCGAGGAGAACAAGCCACCUGAAAGUGAGGAGUUUGACAUGGACUUUGAGAAUAUGGAGAGCAUACCCCUCGACCCCUCAUCCUACACUCAGCGCGAGGAGAGCCUGGGCAGAGAUAACGGGCCCUCCAUCGGGCUCCGGGGCAACUACGAGGAGCACGUGCCCUACACACACAUGAACGGUGGCAAGAAGAACGGGCGGAUCCUGUCCUUACCUAGAUCCAGCCCUUCCUAACAUUUCAUGGUUUUUUUUUUUUUUUUUUUUCCUCUUUUCCUUUUUUGUUUUUGCAGAGGCCCUUCAAAAACAGAUCUCAGGACUUUUUUUUUUUCCUUCUUUUUCAAAGCUGCCACAGCAGGAUGACACAAGUAUGCAUUUGUUUUUUUUUUUGUAAAAAAAAAAGAAAAAAAAAAAACUGUGUCAUCGUCAUUAGAUUCUCUCCUGUCUUUAUUUUUAUCUUUACUGUUGCCAAGUUUCUAAGACUGGGGUAUAAAGGAAAAAACUGUGAUUACAAACUCUAAACACCACGAAGGCUGCUUAACCUCCUCCUCUUCACAUUGUCCUGUUUCCCCUGGAUUAUGUAUUUCUUUUUUUUUUUUUUUUUUUCCUGUUUGACAUCUUUUCACAAAAAGUGGCCUUUUUUUUUUUUUUUUAUCUGUGGCAUAUAAACAAAGAGAAGCAUCCGUCAAGUGUGUGUAGUUAAUAUUUUUAAUCAACAGAAGUCGGAUUGGAGCUGUAGACUGGCAUCAACUUUUUUUUUUUUCUCUUAGAACAAAUGUUUAUUACUAGAACACUUUUUGUUUUGCAGAAUUCCAAACUUCAUACAGAUUCAUUAGGUUUUUGGUUAUUUUAAUUUAUUUGCUCUUUUUUUUUUUUUUUUUUUCUUUUUCCACCUUUCAGAUGUAUUUCUGUGUUCUCACAGUGUGGCUGAAAGAUAUUUAAAGAGUUUCAAUAUUGGGUUCCUCAGAUUGACCAAUAGCUGCUGCUUUUUUUUAGAAUUUUAUACACACACACACACACACACACACACG